AUGGCAAACUCCGAAGGACCUUACUCGACACUGGAAGAUCUUGAAAAAGAUCCAACAAAGCGAGAUAUCGUUGUUCGGCUUAUCCGAAAAUGGGAGGCACGUAAUCGACGUAGAGGGAGCCGCUUGCUGAGUGAAGAACUACUGUUUCUAGACGAGACCGGGCGUUUAAUAAAGGCUUCAAUUAAUCAUCGCCUCAUCAAAUAUUACAAAAACAUCUUCAAAGAAGGAUCUAUCUACCAUAUAAGUUCCAAAAAGAAGAUCAUGGCAAGAAUUGUUCUUAAAGACACCGGUACCAAAGUUCGCCUUUCUAUCUGGGACAACAUCGCUUUGAUUUUUUUUAUCGUUCCUUUUCAUGACGCAGAGGAAGCAAUGUUUUGUCGUCAUAACAACAGAGAUCUCUAUUUGAACACUUCACCGACUACUUGGUUUUAUCAAUACGAUGAUCCAGAAGAAUUGGAGAGUAGUGUUAGUGUUGAGAGCAAAGACACUUGCAACAACUCUGACCAGAAAGGGAAAAAGCUGAAGUUAGACGAUGAUUUCAUUGCUAUUGAAGGGACGAAACGUCGAAGGAGCACGAACAGAAGAACGCAUCAAUGA
This is a messenger RNA of Arabis nemorensis, 597 nucleotides long. NCBI's taxonomy places the organism in Eukaryota, Viridiplantae, Streptophyta, Magnoliopsida, Brassicales, Brassicaceae. The record is from the annotation of a GenBank genome assembly.